Pimephales promelas (fathead minnow) is the source of this 1841-nucleotide messenger RNA. It is a transcript of the gene nck1a, whose product is annotated as NCK adaptor protein 1a. Gene Ontology annotation, cellular component: cytoplasm. The record is from RefSeq and is a predicted model, not a curated record. Gene Ontology annotation, biological process: positive regulation of endoplasmic reticulum stress-induced intrinsic apoptotic signaling pathway; cell migration; negative regulation of PERK-mediated unfolded protein response. Lineage: Eukaryota; Metazoa; Chordata; Actinopteri; Cypriniformes; Leuciscidae. Gene Ontology annotation, molecular function: receptor tyrosine kinase binding; ephrin receptor binding; signaling adaptor activity.
AUAGCUGCUGGUGCUCUGUAACAGAGAGAGAAAGAGAGAGUGGUAGCAAAGCCCGUCUACAUUCUCCGGUGGUAGUGUGUGAGGAAGGGGGGCUGCUCACAGAGCUGGGAAUGGAUAUGGCUAACCUUUUUAAACACUUCUUUCGGAUUGGGAAGGUGAAGCAGAAAGGCUGUGUGCGAGAUUUGCCCUCCAGCUCAGAGAAAUAUGAGGGCGAUGAGCGACUGUAUGACCUCAACCUGCCCGCGCUGGUGAAGUUCAACUACACCGCGGAGCGGGAGGACGAGCUCUCUUUGGUGAAGGGCACAAGGGUCAUCGUCACGGAGAAGUGCAGCGACGGUUGGUGGCGAGGAACCUAUAAUGGCCUUUCUGGGUGGUUUCCCUCCAAUUAUGUCACAGAGGAUGUGGACAGGACAAUGAGGGACGAUUCCAUGAGCUCUCUCAAAGAUAAAUUGGCCUCAGUGGGGCACAAUAACAACGGCUCUCAGGUUCUGCAGACUGUACAGGCACUUUAUCAUUUCAGCUCCGGCAAUGUCGAAGAGCUGAAUUUCAACAAGGAUGAACUUAUGGACGUGUUAGAGAAACCUGAGAAUGACCCUGAAUGGUGGAAGUGUAAAAAAGAAAAUGGGCAGGUGGGUUUAGUGCCCAAGAACUAUGUUACAGUUGUACAGAAAACACACAAAGAACUGGGGAAUUCAGGACCUACUUCAAUCUAUGACAUUAAGCCCUCUAUGGAUGGAAGGUUUGGAGGAAAACAAUGGUACUAUGGCAAACUGACACGGCACCAGGCUGAGAUGGUCUUGAACCAGAGGGGCGCGGAUGGUGACUUCCUCAUCAGAGACAGCGAGUCUACGCCAAACGACUUCUCUAUCUCUCUGAAGGCGGUGUACAAGAACAAACACUUCAAGGUGCAGCUAAAAGAUGGACUGUACUGCAUUGGUCAGCGCAAGUUCAGCUCCAUUGAGGAUUUGGUGGAACAUUACAAAAAGGCCCCCAUUUUUACCAGCGAGCAGGGAGAUAAACUGUACCUGGUUAAAGCAUUAAACUGAGCCUACACAAGAGCAACAUCUAAAUCUGUCAUCCAUCAGCACCAACAAUAAACUAUUGACUGUGCAUUGGGGAAGUGUGAAAACUUCUUUGGUUAAAUGUGCUAAAUGUUAGUGUAUUUACAAUUACAAGUACAUUCAGUAUGUGUUUGCUUUAGCAUUGCUCCAAUUUGGGAUAUUCAGCUACUUUAAAUGCAAACUCCAGUUAAUGUCAGAUAAGCUAUCUUUGUACUGUUAUUCCACCGCAAUAGUCCAACAUCACUUCACUUCAUCUUUGUACGUACUUGCAUAGGCUUCUUGUGAUUAUUCAAGACACUUAAAAAGUGGAGAAUGAAUGAAAUGUCACUGCAAUCAGGUUUUUUCCUUUACAUUUAAUUUGUUUAAUUUAAUAUCAAGAGCUAGAGGACAGUGAGAGAAUGGACACAGUAACUUUAAACCACAUGUGUGAUAGCAUUUUUACCUGAUUGCUACAUUUUUGUUUGCAGCAUUGAUUUCAUGAAUUCUCACGAUAUGUUGUUCAUUUGCCUGUGCCAAUCUUUCUCUUCAAUCUACAUUGGGUUUUUACAGAGGACUAUAUUUACAUUUCCAUAGUCCCAUCCUAUCAAAAGUUAACGCCCCCCCCCCCUCCUCCUCCUCCUCCUCAUUUUUUACUACUAAUUUGUAAUUUGUAAAAAAAAAAAAUUGUAAACUGUGAAUGAUGCAUCCUUCCAUAUUGAAAUUUAUAUUUCUUUUACUUAUCAUUUCUUGACUUGAUAAGUGUAGCAUUUAAAAAUAAAGCAUACAAUUUUCGCCUUUUUA